AUGCCACUUUCCCCCCGACUAUCUCCGCAGCAGGAGAACAGUUGGGAGUCAUCAAAGGAAGCUUCCAAGGGAUCUGUACCACGUUUACGUGCACCGGUUCCAGCAAGGAUCUAUGCAUGGACCGUCCCGCGCCUCCCGUUGAUUGAUGGAUUCAAUACCACCCGCAUUUCAAAAGUACUCAUCUCACCCCUCUCCGCAUCGGCACUGUCCCCCCCACCGCUAGCGAUGUCGCUGUCGACAAUGACACUAUACGAGUUCAUGCUCGAGCGGGAGGAUGCGCAUCUCGCCUCACCGUGGUUUGUCGAUGCCCAGUCCGGCAGGGCAAUAACCGGCGCGGACAUCAAGGCGCGGACGGACGCGCUCGCGCGGGGGCUGCACGCCGUGCUGGGGCUGGGCACACACACGAGCGCCGUCCACGCGCACGAGGCGUGCGGCAUCCGCGACGUCGCAGCGAUCGUGUCGCCCAACGCCGUCGACUUCGGGACCGUCGUGUGGGCCGCACACCGCCUGGGAUGCACGGUUGCCUCGUGCACCGGCGGGAGCACCGUGGACGAGCUUGUUCACCAGUUCACCCUGUCGGAUGCCAGGACCGUGUUUGUGCACUCGGAUGCGCUUGACAGAGUCUUGGAAGCGGCCGCUAAGUGUGGGAUCACUCCUGGUCAUAUUGUGGCGUUCUCCGAUCAGUCUGAUUGGUCGCUUCCGGACCAGUAUCAAGAGGCUGGCAUUCAUACACUCGACGGAUUAGUCCAGUGUGGCUUGGGCUUGCUUUCGCGCCCUUUCGAUGUCGUGUCGAGUCCCGUCGCGUUUCUCUGCUUCAGCAGCGGAACGACGGGGUUACCCAAGGCUGUUAUCGUCCCGCACAGCUCCAUAAUUGCGAAUGUCAGCCAGGUGAAGAACUCGGCUGUCCCGACAGCAUGUUCCAGUCCGGGCGACCGCUCACUGGGUGUCAUUCCGUUCUCUCACAUGUUCGGCCUGGUGACUCUGGUACACCUCUGUCCCUACAUCGGCGUCGCCACUGUCGCCUUCAAGAGCAUGCCAUCUUUCCCCGUCUUCCUCGAGACCGUCGUGCGCCUGCGCAUCGCGCACCUGUUUCUCGUCCCGCCCCUGGUCAGCGCUUUUGUCAAGCACCCCGCAACAGCCAACGUCGACCUCCGCUUCUUCAAGUCCGCCAUGAUCGCUGCGGCCCCGCUCGAUGCGGAGAUGGAGAGCGCGUUCCAGCGCGUGGGUGGACCCGGGUUCGUCGUCACGCAGGGAUUCGGGAUGACGGAAUGCGGAGGGCUGAUCACGGCGCUGCCGCUCGGAGCAGAUCCGCUGCCGGGAUCUGUGGGUCGGGUGCUCGAUGCGACGGAGACCAAGAUCACUGACGCACGCGGGAACGAGAUGUCGGCCGGAGAACGGGGGCUCCUCUGUGUGCGCGGGCCGCAGCUUUGCCCAGGCUACCUGAACAACCCGGCUGCGACCAGCGAGAGCUUCGAUGCGGAGGGCUUCCUGCUCACCGGCGACAUCGCGUAUCGGGACCCAGACGGGUACAUCUUCGUCGUCGACCGCAAGAAGUAUAUCAUCAAAAACAAGGGCUUUCAGGUCUCUCCUGCGGAGCUGGAGGCGCAUCUGCUGGGCAUGGACGUCGUGCUGGACGCGGGCGUGAUCGGCAAACCCGACGCGCGUGCCGGCGAAGUGCCCGUCGCGUUCAUCGUUCUCUCCGCCUCGGGCGCCGCCGAGGACCCGCGUGUGGUGAAGGAGACGAUCAAGAACUCGGUCAAGCAGGCCAAGUCGAGCUACAAGUGGCUGCACGACGUUUAUAUCGUGGAAAAGAUCCCGAGGCUGGCGUCUGGCAAGAUCAUCGCCCCCUUGCUGAAGCAGAUGCUCAACGACACACUCAUCUUGGCGCAGCCUCCGCCCGCCAAGUCUCGAAGGACGGCUUGGUGGCCGGUCCUUCGUCGAUUGUGGGCCCGUAACAAGCUGGCCCCGGUUUAAUUGUCCAGCUCGUCGUUAUCCCUAGAAUGUUACCUAUGCAUGUAUUUAUUGACACACACAGACUGUCUGUACAACCCCGCUUUACUUAUCGUCGAGUUACAUAUAUGCUUGCUUGUAUCCGGCACAUCCCGUUCAGCAGUGGCCCCGCUUGAAAACAUAGGUCGUCAGACUCUCAGCCUUGAGAGGCAGCGUGUAAACACUUGGGCUCGAUUUGGCACCGGGAGCAAUCGCCGCAAAGUCCUCCGUGGCACUCGUGCGCACGGCGGACAGCGGGCAGACGUGCCCGUGGAAGGUCACGUCCAGCGUCGAGUCGGUGCUGUUCGGGUUCAUGAGCAGCAGCGAGUAGGUCGUCUCCGAUGCGACGGCCAUCAUAUACUCCUGGACGUCCGGGCCGACGAGCGGGUGGCGGACCG
Molecule: messenger RNA, 2387 nt
Organism: Mycena citricolor
Lineage: Eukaryota; Fungi; Basidiomycota; Agaricomycetes; Agaricales; Mycenaceae
Source: the annotation of a GenBank genome assembly